AUGGCGCUCUUCCGCAGGUACGGUGUGGCCUUCUUGGCCUCUCUAGUUGAGGCCCUAUUACAAAGCGACUCGUCCUCGGACAUCACGGUACUAGCAUCGUCUCGUGCUGUGGUGGGUGGAGUCCUUUCCCAGGCCACAGUUGUAGUCAAUACAACCACGGGCAAAGUUGCGUCUGUGUAUGACUCCGUACGGCCAUCCUCUGAGUUCCCACCCAACACAGUCUAUACCGACUACUCGCCUAAGCUUCUGUUGCCCGGUCUCUUGGACGCCCACGUGCAUCUGAACGAGCCAGGGCGUACUGAGUGGGAAGGAUUCUGGACUGGCUCGAGGGCAGCUGCGUCUGGCGGCGUUACAACCUUGAUCGACAUGCCCCUGAACUCACUGCCACCUACAACGACUGUCGAGAACCUCAUGACAAAAGUGAGGGCUGCUGAGAGUCAAAUUUGGGUGGACGUCGGUUUUCACGGGGGGCUUAUCCCCAACAACACGAAGGAUCUGAAACCUCUCGUUGAUGCCGGUAGCGGUGUCGAUGAGUUCCCAGCCAUUGGCCCAAGUGACAUCGAAGCUGCUCUGCUAGCCCUUGCCGACUCUCCAACAACCGUCAUGUUCCAUGCGGAAAUGGUACCCCCUAACGUGACCCUUGUCGGCUCCGGGGCACCUUAUACUGGGCCUCUGACAAGCUACCAGACGUACCUCGACUCUCGACCCCCGACGCUGGAGACGUACGCAAUCAGCCAGAUCCUAUCCAAGGCUUACCUCGCCCCCAACGUGGACUUGCACAUCGUGCACCUCUCAGCCGCAGAGGGCAUACCGCUGCUGCGAGAAGCCCGGGACCAAGGAGUGCGUGUCACGGCAGAGACCUGCUUUCACUACCUAAGUCUGGCGGCCGAGGAGGUGCCCGAGGGCGACACGCGGUACAAGUCGGCGCCGCCGUCUCGCAGUCGCGCCAACCAAGCCCUGCUGUGGGAUGAGCUCUCGCACGAUGACGGCAAGGGAGUCAUAAAGACCGUCGUUUCAGACCACUCACCAUGCACGCCUGACCUGAAGUUGAUCCCAGAGUCUUUCCCUAUCGCUCCACACAGCCACGCUGGGCAGGACGGCGACUUCUUUGAGGCAUGGGGUGGCGUUAGCAGUCUAGGACUGGGGCUAUCUAUUCUGUGGACCGAGGCAGCGGCGCGCGGUGCCAGCAUCGAAGAUAUCGUGCGCUGGACGAGCACGAACACUGCUCGUCAGGUGGGCCUUGAGAAAGAGAAGGGCGAUAUUGACGUCGGAUUUGAUGGUGAUAUAGUUGUGUUCGACGAUGCAGCUGAAUUCGAGGUCAACAAGGAGACCAUGUUCUUCCGCAACGAGGUCUCCCCGUUCGAUGGCAAGAAGCUCAUUGGUGUGGUCGAGGAGACGUGGCUUCGCGGGCAAAAGAUCUUUGAUCACAAAUCAGGAUUCAAUGAGGCGGAGGGACCAACUGGCAAGACCAUUCUCGAGCCACGAAGGCAACAAGCUGCCAAAAUGAUUUGA
Molecule: messenger RNA, 1512 nt
Organism: Diaporthe batatas
Lineage: Eukaryota; Fungi; Ascomycota; Sordariomycetes; Diaporthales; Diaporthaceae
Exons: 2
Coding region: 1-1512 (503 amino acids)
Biological process (GO): purine nucleobase catabolic process; allantoin catabolic process
Cellular component (GO): cytoplasm
Molecular function (GO): cobalt ion binding; allantoinase activity; zinc ion binding
Source: RefSeq, a predicted model, not a curated record